AUGAUGGAGAAGAUGUCUGAGAAGAUCGAAUCUGAGGCGGAGAAAGAAUCCGAUCUCUACGACAAGUUCGACUGUUACUGCAAGGGCACCAUCAAGGAGCUGGAGGAGAACAUCAUGCAGGCGGAGACCAACCCCAUUUCUCCAGCCGACAUCGAGAAGAAGCAGGCUGAGAUUGUCGCACUGGAGCAGGAUGUCCAGAAGCUCAAGGACGAUCGCAUCGCGGAGGAAGAGUCGCUAAAGGCGGCCACCUCGCAGCGUGGAAAGGAGCAUGAACAUUAUGUGGACGAAGUGACUGAGGAGACGGAGGUCGUUCAGAGCGUCGACACCGCCACGGCGGCCAAAGGAUCCAAGUCCGUGUCGAAGAUGCUGCGCGCCGUGGAGCGUGCCAGCCGCGUCGAUACGGAGGCGAAGCAGAAGGUGACGGCUUUUCUCAGUGGCCAGAGCAGUGCAGCAGAUCCCGGCUAUGUCGUGGGAAUGCUCUCCGAAAUCAAGGACACGGCCGUGGAAGACAUCAAGGCGGAAAACGAGACCGAGGACACGUCAGUGGAAGCUUACGGAGAGGUGAAGACGGCCAAGAAGACCGAAAUCUCGUCCCUCCUGAACCAGUUCGAGAGGAAGAUGAAGAACAUCGGUGAGAUGAAGCUGGAAGUCGUUAACAUGAAGCAUGAGCUGGGCGAGAUGGGUGAGUCCAUCGAGGAUGACAAGAAGAUGUUGGCAGAGCUGAAGAAGAGCUGCAGCAAGAAGGCCUCCGACUGGGAAGCACGAAAGGCGGCAAGAGCCGAAGAGCAGUUGGCUCUCAAGGAUACCAUCAAGAUUCUCAACGACGACACGUCCCUGGACCUUUUCAGGAGCCGCAGCGCUGCUUUGAUCCAAUUGGCGAGCAGCCGCGAGAAGUCGCGCCAUGACGCGCUGAGCUUGAUCUCCGCGGCCAAGGAGAAAGAUGCGGGGUCACACCCUGAGCUGAACUUCUUGGCCCUGGCCCUCUCUGGCAAGAAGGCGGAUUUCAGCAAAGUCGUGGACAAGAUCGACGGCAUGGUGGAGCUUUUGGCCAACGAGUCUGCUGACGAUGCCUCCAAGCAGGCCUACUGCAAGAAGGAGUUCCGCGAAGUGGCAGCAAAGUCCAAAUCAUUGGGCUCCAAGAUCAAAUCGCUGACUGCCAGCGUGAAGGAGAAGAAGUCCGCCAUUGCCAAGCUCGCCGGUGACGUUACUGCCCUCCAGGCAGGAGUCAAGUCUUUGGACGAGUCCGUGGCAAAGGCCGGCGAGAACAGGAAGGCUGAGCACAUCGAGUACCAGGAGAGUAUGUCCUCCAACUCGGCCUCCCUGGAUUUGCUGACGCUCGCCCGAGAUCGCAUGAACAAGGUCUACAACCCAACGAUGGUGACCGAGACGACCACGAAGAGCCCCUAUGCACUCUCUUUCUUCCAGAGGACCUCUACGAAGGUGCUGCAGCCUCCCCCUACUUUCGAGGGCGCCUACGAAAAGAAGGGCGAGGAAAGCAACGGUGUCUUGAAGAUGAUCGACACGCUGUCCAGCGACAUCGAGAAGGAGAUGGCCGUCGCCAAGACUGAGGAAGAGGAUGCUCAGGAGGACUACCAGGAGACGAUUGCCGAUGCCGCCAAGACGCUUGGGCUGCUCGCAACAGCCCCGAACACUAAACCCUAG
Messenger RNA from Symbiodinium sp. CCMP2592, 1662 nucleotides. The record is from the annotation of a GenBank genome assembly. NCBI's taxonomy places the organism in Eukaryota, Dinophyceae, Suessiales, Symbiodiniaceae.